Prinia subflava (tawny-flanked prinia) is the source of this 6461-nucleotide messenger RNA. It is a transcript of the gene CRYBA2, whose product is annotated as crystallin beta A2. Gene Ontology annotation, biological process: lens development in camera-type eye; visual perception. The record is from RefSeq and is a predicted model, not a curated record. Bases 5338 to 6357 code for a protein of 339 amino acids. The transcript is spliced from 4 exons. NCBI's taxonomy places the organism in Eukaryota, Metazoa, Chordata, Aves, Passeriformes, Cisticolidae. Gene Ontology annotation, molecular function: structural constituent of eye lens.
AUGCUGCGGGGAAAAACCCAGAGCUUGUACUAGUCCUGCAUCUUGGAGCAUAUCAGCCCCAUCCUCCCACAGGGAAGAGGGAGCGAUGAGGCUCCAUUCUUCCCAGCCAGUAGCUCUGGGAAGUACGUGGGCAGCCUGCCCAGGGGAUGGACACUGAGCAGGUUACCAGGGCUGCUGCUUCUGGCCCGGCUAUUGCUGGCUUUGGGAGCCCUGAGGCAGGAUGUUCUGUUCUUGCAGCAGCACCUGGCUCAGCCCCCGCCUGUGUUGAUCCUCAGAGCUGCUGGAGGAGGGGACCCACCACUGCCAACCUUUUCAUCUGCCUCCUGUAUGAGCAGCACCCAGGCUUGAGGUGCCUGCCACUAUAGAUGUGGCCAAGAGGGCAGUGGAGGAGCACUGGGGUGGACUGGGACCUUGGACAGGUGCCAAGGCUUGGCUUGAGCCUCCCAGGGGCUGCCAGCCUUAACCCUGAGCUCUGUACAUCCAUGUCGACACCCUCGGUGCUAUAGGUAAACUGGCGUCUGGGAAGGUAUGCUCACCCCCUGGUAUCCCUCCAAAUAUGAUACAAUGUACUGAAGGAGAUGCAUCAACAGCUGCAUCCAGGCCAGGCUGGGUGUGGGUUGGGACAUGCUCCCCUGUCUCCAUCACCGCACCCCCUCGGUCUGCACUCGGGACUCUGUGAGGACCAGCAAACUUCUCCAGGACACUGAAGCUAUGGGGUGCCCUGGAGGCACCAGGCUGAAGUCACCUGUGGCUGGCACCCCUGGUCUCCCUUUCAGGUCAGGAUCUGGACCAGAGGACCAGAUACUGGCUCCUCUGCCCCAGCGCCUGGCAUCCCCAGCUGGGUAGGGUGUGACAGAGGGGACACUUCAGGCUGAAAAGGACACGCCACCCUGGUUGCCUUUUGGAGCAGUCUGGCUUGGUUUUGUGCUGCUGUCAGUUCCCUACCAGGGCUGGGCCAGCCUGGGGAGGCAGCCUUUGCCACCUGCUCACACCCAGGCUGUAAUCCACAGGCAGGAGGUAAGCAGCUGGCGGAGCCUCCCUGACCUUCAGGUGGGAUUAGUCCCCAUGGGAACAGUGGGGAGCAGGCAGGUGAGGCCACAGCUCCCCUGGCAGUUCGUGGGGACUGAGCAAGGCUGGCAGAGUUGGGGCCUGAGCACACCCCCAUGCUGGGGGCAGCCAGAGUCAGAUCGUGAAUGGGUGGCACAGGGUGAGCCUGUGUCCCUGGGAGAAUCCUUGUCUUGUCGGGUAGUUGCAGGUGCACCUCCCGAGCUGUGGGUGCCACAGGGCAGAGUGGGCAGCCAUAGUCCCACAAGGAGGGGGUGAGCAGCGUGCCUAGGGUGGCCACGGUGCCAGUGGGGGCAGCAGGUGGGCAGGCCUCGAGAGCAGGUUCCUGUGGGGCAACUGGUGGCUGGCUGAGGUGCUUGUGGAAAUCUGAGGCUGGGGUGACCCUCUCAGCCAGCUGUUUGCAAGGCCCAGCUGUGAGUAAGAGUGUGUGGGUACCCCUUGCAUUGUGUCCCAUUUCCUGUGACCUCCACUGCAUCCCUGCCCUUCCCUAGCUAUUGGUGCCAGUACCUUGAGACCAGGCAACAUCGUGGCCCCCGGUGGGUUCCUCUCCUACUCACCCUCUGGACUCAUCCUCCCUGGGGGCAGCAGGAGCUGCAUCUGGUAUGCAGCAAGCCCAGCCUUGGGGGAAUCCGAGUGCCUGGGGCCUCUCCGGGCACGGAACAGCUGGCAGCCCACGGUGUGCGUGUCUGCCUGCGUGGAAGCUAAUCCCAGCAACAUCUGCCAGGCUCUGUGCGAUCCCAGGAGAUCCUGGCUGCAGGCAUGGGAUGGCUGGGUGCACAGGGGACACGUGCUUGUGGGGCAGCUGCCGUGUGCCAGGGCUGCUUGUGCAAGGCAGUGCCUGAGUGAGGAGGAUUCUGUGGCAGGUGUGUGCCUGUACACAUAUGGCUCAUAUGGCCAGCAAAGCUCCUGGAGGGACAAAUGGCACUGGGGAUCCCAGCAACCCUCCUGGCUCUGGGAUCUAGGAAUCCAGCAGGUGGAAGUAGGGGUUUUGGGAUUAACCAAUCCUGGUUCAGAGCAGCCCUGAAGCACAGGUGAGAGAGGAAAAGGAUGUUUGCAUCCUUGUCAAGGAGGAUGAUUUCCUGCAGAAAUGAGGCUGGGGGAGAAAGGAGAGGAAAAAGGGAGCAGCGGGGCUGUGAGGGUGCAAUGACACACCACCCCUGAUCUAAUUAGCCAGACCCUGCAAAUAAAAGCCACCUGUUUUGGCCCUGACAGCAGGAAGCCAUCCCCAGAACAAACAGAGCACCAGGCAACUGGGAGAAAGACAAACAGGGGCCGGCACCAGCUCCAUCUGCUCCUGUUCGGCCCAGCCCCCAGACCUCCAGCCCCCUGAAGUGGCAGUCCAGACCCCAGCAGCGCUGAGGAGAAGGAGAGAGCAGCUAAAGGUCCUUGCAGGGUGUGCCCAGGGCUCAGCCCGUGGUGUCAGCCAGGUGGACUGCACACAGCUGUGCUGCCUUGGCCAGCUAGCCCAGAUAUUCAUAACAUCGAUGGGUACAACUGUGUAUCGCCAGAGACAUGGCAUCAGCAUCAGGAUUCCUGGGCAGCAGCACCUGCCUCACCUCUCUUGUGGCUGCCUUUCAGCCUGCUCAGCUCCCCUAGCUGUGCACUGUCCUGGGACCAGUGCCUGCACGAGGCACGGGGUACAGCCCCAAGGUUGGUACGGUCUGUGCUUGGCAUGGAGCACUUGGGUGACCCUAUGCUCCCACCGUGCCCCCGGGCUGCGGCUGCCGUGCUGUGCCCGGUGGCACUGAGAAACAUGAUCUGUUUUUCUAGUGCAGGGAACAAGCUGAGCCGGGAGCUCCGAGGGGCCCUUAUUAAAUUAGCCUAUGCAGGAGGCCCUGGAUGAGCGCUAACCAGCUCCCACAGCCAGUAUUAGCAGCUGCCCUUGAGCAGAGUCACUGCCUGCCCCUGCACCAGCCUCCUGCUGCCCCAGUCCCCAGCUGGCCAGGUGUGGCUGGGGGCUUGGGCAACCUAGCCAGGGGAAUGGCUGGUGACAGAGACUACCUGGAGAUGGCCCAGGGAGGACAGGCAGCAUUCUGGGAUGCAGUAGGGGUGGGCUCCUCGUGAGUGACCCCACUGAUCCACUGUGCCCUGAUGUGGCUGUGGCUCCUGUGUGGCUGCCCUGGAUGUACGAAGCAGGAGGUGAGGCACAUCCCAGUAAGUAUGACAUGCUGAGGAACAAAGGAGGGACACAGACUGCAUCUGGGUUUCUCCCCUGCACCAUUUGCCUUCCAGUGCUUUUAUCCAGAAUGUUGCAUGGGGAUGACUGAAUGGCUUGCGUGCUCUUCAUGGCACACCAUACGGUGCCCCAUACACUCCACAUGCAUAUCCUACAACAGCUUGCAGCAUCCUACGUAUUCUGUGGUGCCUCACAUCAUGGGGAUCUGUAAUACACCCCACAGAGUCCCCAACUGCCCUCAUGCCUCAAGCACCCCAAACUAACCAGUGCCCCACACCUCUGUUCACACAGCCCAGACAAGGGGUGGCAGCACCGUGGGGAGACCCUGCAGUGCUCUAGCUCUGCACCUUGCCUCACUCAUCAUCACGCCAAGAUGAUGUCUUCCCUAAACGCUGCCCAGACCUGUCUCCCAGCAUUUUGAGGCAUGUCCCCAGGCCACCAGGCUGCAGGGAGCAUCCAUAUCCUUCCCUCCAGCUUCUGCUCCCCCAGACAGCUUCAAGAGGGUAUGCCCCUCCCUGCUAGGAGCACUUCAGGCAAUGCAAGCGGAGGGUCGCCUCCCCAGCGCCUGUCCCCGGCCAAGGGCCACUGAUGUCCCUGAGCUGGAGCCUGCUCCAACCGCUGCCAGGCUGCACCCUCUGCUGGGGCCCGCAGGCAUCGGCGCGGGCUCGCACCGAGCCUCAGAGCCCUAGAGCAGUGAGGAGGGCCCGAAGAGGACCCCCGAGUCCUGUCCCCAACCCGUCCUUCCUGUCACCCCUCAGUCCCCGAUUCUUGUUGAUGACAGGCGUACUAACACCACCCCCAGCUGCCCACACUGUAUUCUCUCAGUAAUGUCCGGGUCUCUUGUGGGAAAUAGUUUUUAAAAAAUAAUGCCCAGGACCCCCAGAGGGACUGAAAUUUUCCUGGGAAGGUUUGAGGUGCUAUAGUCCAACCCUUGCCCAGUGGCCUGCCCAGCUGAAGGUGGGGAGUGCCCAGCCUCACCACAGACUACACAGGGAUGCUGCAAGAAACAGCUGCCUAGACACCCAGGAUUUCACAGCUCAUCGGGGCACUCUUCCUCCUUUCCAGCCCGUGUUGGCCUCAUUCAUCCCAGGUCCUGGUAGGAGACCCUGGGGAUAGCUGAAUGGCACGGUGCAGUUGCAGGCAGGGCUGGUCCUCCUGUCCAGGUGAAGGACACAGCUCUGUCCCAAAGCUGGUCCCGUCCCGCUGUGCAUAGUGUGCCAUAUCCGAGUGGCAGGUGGAUGGGAGCACAGGGAGCUCUUCAUCAAGCCAGGGGAAAUGCUCAGGGCAUUACAAGCAUGUAACUGAGGUCUAUUAGCACCCAGUCUGUAGCCAACACAGGAACCCCUGCAGAGCCUGUCUGGAAAAGGAGCCCAUGGUGGCAGAGUCCCUCGUGGAGGGGCAGAAGCAACCGCAGAGAAGUCCUGUGUCCCAGCGUGAGGACAUCAGUGCCCCUCAGCUCCCAGAUGGUAAAUCCCCCCUUCACCCUGGCACCUCCUUCCCACAAGCCUCAACCCUGGCAAAGGCUGCGAGUGCCCUGGGAAAGGCUGGGUCCCUAAUCCCUGGGCCAAGCAGGGACAUUGUCUGGGGGCAAAAAGAAAAGCGGCGCGUCAGGCCCUUUGCCCAUUGUGCCCUGAGCCCCUGCGCAAACACAGCCCAGCACUUUCAUUGUCAGCCUCGCUGGGCGCGGGGGGGCCGCUCUCGCCACACUGCCUAAAUGGAAUGGACAGCCGGAGUCUGGGGUGGGUGAGCAGCCCGUCCCCCCCAUCCCCUGCCUGCUGACACAGCGCCCUGACCGCCUGCACCAUCGGCACUUCAGCGCCCGCCUAUAAAGGGCGAGGGCAAGAGCCGGCACCGGCACCGCCACCUUCGCCUCUGUGCCCUGCCCUCCGACCAAGUAAGUACCGGGCUGUGAGCCCCCAGGACCCCACUGCACAGGCGCUGCCCUGCUCCCUUCACCCCACACCAAGCCCCCCACCCAGUGCUCGCCCUGGGGAAGGGCCAGUGGCGGGUGCUGUGUGGCACAGCGGGGGUGCCCUGUGCGGGCAGGAGGGACCCUGGCAGGAGGGACCGUGGCAGGAGGGACCCUGGCAGGAGGGAUGGAGGAGCCGGGCUGCCCUACCCCAGGGCUACACUUGCACCCGCGUCUGAGCUGGGGUCACCGCCCCCUCCCAGCAGUGGGUACAGUGCCACUGCACCCAGACAGCUCCUGGAGCCAUCGCAGGGAGCUUGGGAGAAGAAAAACUGAGGCAGCCCCGGGUACAUCACAUGGAGAGAUGGGGCAUUGCAAAUUCCCCCUGCAACUUGGGGUUCACUGGACAGAGAUCCUCCAGCGCCAAAGGAGAGGGAAUGGGAAAUGCCCCCAUGCCAGCCUGGGAGGGCAAGGGGCCAGUGGCGUGAGAUUUGUGAGGGCAGCACCACCGGCAUCCCAGGCUCAGCGGCAGGCAGUGGGGUGGCUGGGGGCUGAUGGUGGGCGCCUGCCCUGGGGUGAUAAGUGGGGCUCUGCCAGCAGCCGCGCGACCCGUAUGACCAGCAGUGAAGCCAUGGACACCUUGGGGCAGUACAAGAUCACAGUGUGGGAGGAGGAGAACUUCCAGGGCAAGCGCUGCGAAUUCCUCAUGGAGUGCCCCAGCAUCAUGGAGCGUGGCUUCCGCAAGAUCCGCUCCAUCAAGGUGGAGUCUGGCCCCUGGGUAGGCUUCGAGUACCCUGAGUACCAGGGACAGCAGUUUAUCCUGGAGAAGGGUGACUAUCCCCGGUGGGAGGCCUGGAGCGGGAACAGUGGCUACCGGACCGAGCACCUCCUCUCCUUCCGGCCUAUCAAAUGCGCAAACCACAAUGACAGCAAAGUCAUCCUCUAUGAAGCUGAGAACUUCCAGGGUCACAAGUUUGAGCUGAGUGACGACUAUCCCUCGCUGCAGGCCAUGGGCUGGGGCAACAAGGAGGUGGCAUCCAUCAAAGUGAACGCCGGAGCGUGGGUGGCAUACCAGUACCCAGGAUACAGGGGCUACCAGUACGUGCUGGAGAGGGACAGACAGAACGGCGAGUUCAAGAAGUACAAUGAAUACAGCAGCCAGGCCCACACCAACCAGAUCCAAUCCAUCCGCCGCGUCCAGCACUGAACAGGGGCAGGGCUGGGUGCCCUGCAGCCUCCAGGCUGCUGUGCAAUAGACCUCUAUCCGGUAGCAAAUAAAGGCAUUUGUCAAAAAAGAGUGCUCCUCCUGCC